Mesorhabditis spiculigera is the source of this 285-nucleotide messenger RNA. The record is from the annotation of a GenBank genome assembly. NCBI's taxonomy places the organism in Eukaryota, Metazoa, Nematoda, Chromadorea, Rhabditida, Rhabditidae.
AUGUGGAUUGAACUUGCGGUGAUUUUUGCGGCUUUUGGGUUGAGUUCUGCCUCGGCGAAUUGCGCAUGCUCGGGAAACUUCACCGCGUACAAGCCGACGUAUAGUAUCACGGCGGCUGAGGACCCAACGCAGAUACUGACCAAAGACAACAUCAAGCUGUACCGAGGCCUCUUGGCGAACUGGACCAGCACAAAUGGAUACAUCACGAUUUUCCAAGACUAUGGGCAGAAUGCGGGCAAUAGCAAAGUUGACUUCACCUUUGACGCACAUCCGAUGAAGAAUCGC